UUUUGAAUUAAAUUAUAUAAAUAAUUAUGGCAAACGUGUUCUUUGAUAUCUCCUUUGGUGGAUAAUAACCCUAAAGAAUAGUAUUCAGGUUAUAUGAUGAUGUUGUUCCAAAGACAGCUGCUAAUUUCAGAUAACUUGCAUUAAAUAGUACAUAUUUAUAUCUAAAAUUCACAGAACCUGGAGAAGGAUAUAAGGGAUCUCCAUUCCAUAGAGUUAUUACAGAUUUCAUGGCCCAAGGUGGUGAUUUCACUAAGUAAAAUGGAACAGGAGGAAGAUCCAUUUACGGAGAAAAGUUUCCUGUAAACAUUUAGUUUUUAACAUUAGGAUGAAAACUUUAAAAUCAAACACACUAAACCAGGACUUUUAUCAAUGGCUAAUGCAGGUCCAAAUACAAAUGGAUCAUAAUUCUUUAUCACAUUUGUUCCAUGCCCUUGGUUAGAUAACAAGCAUGUAGUAUUCGGAGAAGUUGUUGAUGGAUGGCCCACAUUAGAAUUAUUGAAAAAAAGUAAUCAUCUUAAUUAUCAACUACUUUAGAUUCAUCAUAAUAAGGAUAACCAAAGACCUAAAUCAAAAUCGCUGAUUCAGGAACAUUAUGAAAAUAUAAUACAUUCAUUAUACAAACAAAUUUCAUUUACCUUU
This is a messenger RNA of Paramecium sonneborni, 639 nucleotides long. The record is from the annotation of a GenBank genome assembly. Lineage: Eukaryota; Ciliophora; Oligohymenophorea; Peniculida; Parameciidae.